AGCUUGCUAUACUGCGACAAUCUACACGGGCGAUGGCACUUCCACGAAAUCCGCGCCAUCUUCCUUCGUCGCUAUCUGCUCAAGAAUACUGCGCUGGAGCUGUUUCUGUCUUCAAGAACAGCAAUAAUGUUCGCAUUUGCGGACGAAGACACCGUACGAAAAGUGGUGGAUUAUUUGCCUCGUGUUGGUGUCGGUGUGAAGUAUGGCUUGCCACAAAGUCGAAAAACCAGCCUGAUGACACCGCGACAGCUUUUCAAGCAUUCUGAUAUGCCGCAAAAAUGGCAGAGACGAGAAAUAUCGAAUUUUGAUUACCUAAUGUUUCUGAACACCGUUGCCGGCCGGACCUACAAUGAUUUCAAUCAGUACCCAAUCUUUCCAUGGGUUCUGGCCAAUUACACGUCACCCACGUUGGAUCUUAAUAUUGCAACAAACUUCCGCGAUCUAUCAAAGGCAUUUUUCCCGUUUUCUUCCUCAUUUUUUCCGAUUGGAGCGUUAAGUGAGAAUCGGCGCAAGUUCUUCCAGGAUCGCUACAACUCAUGGGAGCAUGAAACUGUACCGCCUUUUCAUUACGGAACACAUUACUCAACGCAAGCAUUCACACUUAACUGGCUACUUCGAAUUGAACCAUUUACGACAAUAUUCCUGCACAUGCAAAGUGGUAAAUUUGACCAUUCAAAUCGUUUAUUUCAUAGCAUUGCCGAAGCAUGGGAUAGUUGUCAGCGCGAUUCACACGACGUUAAAGAGUUAAUCCCGGAGUUGUAUUACAUGCCGGAGAUGUUGCUGAACACGAACAAAUUCGACUUGGGCAAAAGAGAUGACGGUUCAGCCGUCGGGGAUGUUGUUUUACCGCCAUGGGCUAAAAGUGCUGAACACUUCAUUGCUUUACACCGGCAAGCACUGGAAUCUGAUCUUGUCUCAUGUCAGUUAAAUCAGUGGAUCGAUCUCAUAUUUGGCUAUAAACAAAAAGGACCUGAAGCG
This is a messenger RNA of Gongylonema pulchrum, 978 nucleotides long. Lineage: Eukaryota; Metazoa; Nematoda; Chromadorea; Rhabditida; Gongylonematidae. The record is from the annotation of a GenBank genome assembly.